Messenger RNA from Perkinsus marinus ATCC 50983, 570 nucleotides. RefSeq lists its product as hypothetical. Gene Ontology annotation, molecular function: hydrolase activity. The coding region runs from base 1 to 570 and encodes 189 amino acids. The record is from RefSeq and is a predicted model, not a curated record. Lineage: Eukaryota; Perkinsozoa; Perkinsida; Perkinsidae. The transcript is spliced from 5 exons.
AUGUCUCACAGUGAGUUUAACAACAUUACUAUUGACAAGCUCUCAACCUUCUGUCGUGAGUUUCUCCCCAGGGUUAAAGACCACGGCCUGGUCGCUACAGUUCUCGGGGGAGAUCUAGUCGACUCUAAUGUAGCGGCCUGGAGCGGUCAGUAUCCCGGCCCUAUAGCAGGGGAGUGGGCUAAGCUCAGUCAUGUGCUCCUCGAGGAGUGUGCUCCUAAUGGCAGUCCGAUUCUGACAGUCCGAGGCAACCACGACUCGUUUGCCGUUGCUGGUUAUGAUGAUGAGAAGAACCACUUCUAUCGUGAGAUGGUCGAGCAGUUGUGGCCGAAGUCGGCAGACCUCAUCCGGAGCCAAGGCGGCAGUUGGAUGUUACCCGUCAAUGGUUACUUGCUUAUUGGACUUGACCUCACGCCUUCGGCUGGGGCCAGUCGACACUUUUUCGGGGAACUUUCUGAAGAGACCGAGGCCUGGCUCAGAGAGGAGUGGCUGGGAAAAAGACGCCACAUGAGGACUAUCAUCAUAACACACUACAACUUCGGUACGCAUGAUAUGAUUCUCUUCGUCAUCUAA